AUGGCGGACGCUUCCAUGACAGAGCUCAUGAAUCAGAUGCAGAUCAAUCUGAAUGCCAGCAUCUCACAGCAGAUCCAGGCCAUGCAGACCUCCAUUCAGGCUAGCUUCACCGAGCAGUUCGGGGUGCUCUCCAACUCUGUCAACCUGAGGCUCGACGACCAGAAUGCUGCCAUAGCGAUCCAGACGGCACAUCUAAAGUCUGUUCAGGAGACGGUGAACAAGCACUCGGCCGCGAUCGCCAUCCUGCAGGCUCAGUCUAGGGCAUCCAGCUCGACGGGUCCGCUCAACUCUCGGUCGUACUCAUUCGACAAGUGCCGUAGAUGGAUUGGAUCGUUCCCCAGACCUCUGCUCGCCAGCAAACGACAAGCGCACUUUGAGCAGGUCAAGAGCCAGAUCAUGACGGACAUCAUGGUCAACAACGUCACCCCUCAGUUCCAUCGGAUUAGUCAGUCGUAUAGUCUCACCUUCACCAGCGAGGCCCUGGCCAAAGAAUUCUCGGAGGUCUUCAAUAAUGCUAACGCCACAUGGCAAGACCCCAGGGAUGGUGGGAUCCACUUUCUCAAGUCGCGGACGGAUUUGCCGAAGGAUGUCAGAACCACACAGCGCGCCCUCAGCAGAUGCUGGGACCCGAUCAUUGAGCUCUUCGCCGAGAGCCCAAAGUACACGCCGCAGAGCAAGCCCAUCAUCAAUGGCUACAAGGGCACCAUUCAUUGGACUGACGGGGAAGAUGUAUGGCCGCUGGUGACAUGCACGGAUGUGAAUCGCGCCGCCUUCACCUUCGACGUGGACCAACCUACGUGCGACCACUUCGUCAUCGACGUAGCCAAGCUGACCACGAUCAUGGCG
Messenger RNA from Prorocentrum cordatum, 846 nucleotides. Lineage: Eukaryota; Dinophyceae; Prorocentrales; Prorocentraceae. The record is from the annotation of a GenBank genome assembly.